Molecule: messenger RNA, 1241 nt
Organism: Thunnus maccoyii (southern bluefin tuna)
Lineage: Eukaryota; Metazoa; Chordata; Actinopteri; Scombriformes; Scombridae
Gene: fev
Product: FEV transcription factor, ETS family member
Exons: 3
Coding region: 5-667 (220 amino acids)
Biological process (GO): regulation of transcription by RNA polymerase II; cell differentiation
Cellular component (GO): nucleus
Molecular function (GO): DNA-binding transcription factor activity, RNA polymerase II-specific; sequence-specific DNA binding
Source: RefSeq, a predicted model, not a curated record
CACAAUGAGACAGGACUGCGGAGGAAACCUCAUGUUCAACAUGUAUCUCUCAGAUCCAACAGAAAAUCUGUUGAAAGAAAGCAAAGGAACAUCUUGGGGUCCAAUAAAUACAGGAGUACAGAAAGGCAGUGGGCAGAUUCAGCUUUGGCAGUUCCUGCUGGAGCUCCUCUCUGACAGCAACAACAUGUCGUGCAUCGCCUGGGAGGGCACCAACGGCGAGUUCAAGCUCAUCGACCCGGAUGAGGUGGCCCGGCGGUGGGGGGAACGCAAAAGCAAACCCAACAUGAACUACGACAAGCUGAGCCGGGCGCUGCGCUACUACUAUGACAAAAACAUCAUGACCAAAGUCCACGGAAAGCGAUAUGCCUACAAGUUUGAUUUCCACGGCUUGGCGCAAGUAUGCCAGCCGUCCACCACGGAGCAGGCCAUCUACAAGUUUCAGGGUAACUUCUCCCCGAUUCCCUUCUCCGGGAUUUCCAAACUGAACCUCGUUGCUCCCGGCGUGGGGCCGUCGGGUUUCUCCUACUGGCCGGGUUCCCCAUCUGCGGCCCUGUAUCACAGCCACAAUCUCCAGACUCCGGGUCCCUUUGGCACCGUGUCUCCGUCCCACAUCAGCUGUGUCAACAACAUCAACACUUUGACUAACAUCAAUAACCAUUACAACUGACUAUUUCAGAUAAGCUGGAAGAAUAUAAACACCACAAGUUAUGAUAUAAUGACCGAGGUCAGAUGGAAAAGAGCAGAGAAAGUCGGUUUUGGUCAUUUUUAGCUGAAAAUAUGUUUGGCUCAAUUUGGUUACAUAUUGACGUUUUCAGACAUACACACGUAACUAAUGAUCCAUAUGAAAUUAGAUGCUGCUGGAAUUUGUAAUCAAAACGACUAAAACUUGUAGUUAAACGAACAGAAAAUAAUAUAGGCCGGUUAAACUUUAAACUAAGACAUAUUUUCACGCACAAAUUAUUAAACCCAUCCUUUUAUUAAAAUACACACAGUGGUUUGAACUUUUACGCGUCGUGUUUCAAUUGUUAUAGUUUAAUUUAAACCAUGAAGAGCCCAAAUUUUUCACGAUUUUCCUAAAUUUCAUGCCAGGAUUGGUCAAAUUAAAUCGGAAAUCAACAAAGGUUUCCUUGUAUGAGACCUUUUUCUUUUCUUUUUUUUUUUUUUUAAGGAAAUGAACAAAUUAUAUUAAAUAAUUUGAAAAGAUAAUGAAAGACAGAUUGUCUGUUUUAUACCUAUCAGUU